Molecule: messenger RNA, 911 nt
Organism: Marchantia polymorpha subsp. ruderalis
Lineage: Eukaryota; Viridiplantae; Streptophyta; Marchantiopsida; Marchantiales; Marchantiaceae
Source: the annotation of a GenBank genome assembly
AUGUUUCGCCGUAACUCGCAUGUUGAGUCCGUGGUUGAUUGUGAUUUUGGAUAUGAAGGCCGGUCCGCACCUUCUGAACAUGAAAUGGAUGGACAAUGUGAGCUCUUUGUUGAGGUUCAAGAGAUAGAGCAUUGGCAGCCUGAAGCUUUCUUGCUGCAACAGCAAGCACAAGCUGAGCUGGAGCUUUGGCCAGAACGUGGUCGGCAAUGCCCGAAUUGUCGACAACUCAAUGUGAAGGUCGGUCCGGAGGCUGAAGUGUGUAUUAUCGUGGUCGUAGUUCCCGCUUGUCUGUGCUGUGCCACUCCAACUUCCUGGUGUUCGUCGAUGCUUCCUCGUAUGUCGUGCCAAGCGCGCUUCACUGCCGAGUUGCAGUGUUCAAAGGCAGAGGCGGGCAGAGCUCGAUUAGUUGUCACUGACUGUUCACACACUUUGCUGAGACGACGAUUGCAGCUGUAUAGAAUUGUGACAGAGGACGUAAUUGAAGCGAGUAAGUUUUCUGUGAAAAGCUUAUAUAUAAAUCUGGAUUAAAUCUUCAGUUCUAUAGGCAAUGCACAAUCAGGAAGACACUUAUAAAAAAAUAAAAUGUAAAUGAAUGAAACAAAUAUUUUGACUUUACAGACAGGUGAAGAAUCCUCAGAGACUACACGCAGCGAUAGAUUGUUACCACAUUUCGUCUUUGGGUAUCGCAAGUACUUGAUUAUCAUGAGUUCUUCCAAACCCCUGAUAAUCACGUACGCGACUGCAAAAAGCGCGUAGGAUGUAUCUGUAUACUCCAGCAUAAUAACUGAUGAUGAUGCGGUUCGAAUUGCCCUUCGGGACACAGUAGAUUUCGUACCGAAGGGCAAUUCGAAGUGAUGGAGUUGCCAUUCUCCUCCUGGUUCACGUUCAUAUACAUGAUUGAGCCGGAGACA